CAGUAUAAAAGGAGAAAUCUGAAGUAUUACUUUCUCAUUUGAAGGAGGGUGCGGUACUUGAUGUUCGGGCUAAAUUCCUAACCUAUUACAACAUAUUGCACAUACAGUCGAUCGAAACUCCUGGAUAAAAGAAUGAUGCUGUUUUGCCAUGGAAAAAUCUGUCUUACAAAAGAGAGAAGCAGAUGAAAUAAUCUGGACCAAGUGUGAGAUGACUGAGAGUGUACCCACAAUGGAUACCUCAGAGGAGGAGGAGGAGUUCUAUGAUGCACCGGAUGACUGGCUUGAGCCUCAUUGUGAGGAAGGAGUCUCUGCUGCAACACCACAGUCUGAAUAUGUUCCACCACCACCAGAGGUAACAGUUCUCUAUUCAGGCAGUGACACUGUUUCUCUUGGCCUGACACCCACUGAUUCCUCUGUUGAGUAUAAAGUUCAUAUAGAUUACUCCUGUGAGACGCAGAGAGACACUCUGAUCCGUGUAGUCUCCAGCGCUGUAGAUGUUGAAGGACUGAAUCCUGGGACUGAGUAUACUUUCAGCAUCACAAGGAUAGCAGAAAAUGGAAAUCAAAGCAAAGCAGCCUCUGUUUCUGUCUUUACAGAACCUGUUCCUCCUGUGAGCAUAACAGUUUAUAAUGUCAGCAGCGAGUCACUGUCUCUGCAGUGGGACACUCCUGCUGGUGAACUGGAGACCUACAGUGUGACUUGUUGCAUGGAGGGAGAAAUCGUGCAAGAGGUGACAACAGAAGCAAACAGCGUUACCUUCAGCAGCCUGAGGCCAGGGGUGUGUUACUCCCUCCAUGUUUCUGCACAAAUGAAGAACAAAAGAAUAAGCAAGCCAAUUGUAACAUCUGCCCGCACAAAGACACACCAAGAGAGGUUACUAGAAGUCCUGGGGUUGGAGCAACACUACACACAGAAGUUAUCACUGAGCAAAAUACUUCAGAUUGAUGAGAGGACCAUUACUGAUGAAACUGCCAAGUGUCAAUCAGAUCUUCCAUGGUAUUUUCUGAAGAAGCUAAUGAUGGUUAAUGUGACAGCCAGGAAUGUGAAGUGUACAUCAGAAUGUGAAUCAGCCUGUGAUGCUGUAUCAGGGAAUACGAAGUUAGAUCUGAAGAAUCUGGUUGAUAGUCCAAAUUCAGGUGACAUGCUGAACCCCCUCGACAUCAUCACUGCUCUCUUUCUGUGUUCUGAUGCUUUUGUACAGCAGGAGAUGGCACUCAAAAUGUCUAUGUGUCAGUUUUCUGUGCCGCUGCUGCUUCCUAAUUGUGACACACAACAGUGCACACUCAUGCUUUGGGCCUUGAGGGAUAUUGUUAAAAAAUACAGACCUCAGUCACUUUCACAAUCCAAGGGUUUUAUUGAAGACAGAAUUGUUCUCUCUGAACUUCCAAUGAUAUCCUUUGUGAGACUGGGGGAAUGCUCCUUGUCCAAGUCAGAGAUUCUCAAUAAGCUUCUGAGCAAUUCUCAGCAGUACCAUGAUACAUUUGUUCACCACGAUAUGGAGUGUGGCGACAGUCCAAGAAGAAUAUCUGAUGGACUGACUGAAAUUACUUGGUACCUUCCUUGUGGAAACAAAAACAUGGAUAUUUUCAGUGAGCCAGUAGCUGUAGCUAACCUUCGAGGGGACAUUACUUCAUUUGAAACACAGUUUUCUUUUUUGUGUCAGACAUCUGCUGCAGUUUUUGUCUUCUUUGACAGUCUAAAAUCUGGAUGCAGACUUCUGACCAACCAGAACUACAAGGCACAGAUCUUCUUGGUGGGUAACCAUCAGAGCAAGACCUUCAGUCUAGAUGCUUUAGAACAAGUUGCAACUGAGUUGGGCUUGAUUAACAACAACAUUGUUUUGAAGACUAGGCGGAUGAAUGACGCAGACUUCGUCAAAAAUUUGAGGAAAACUGUCAGCGAUGUAGUUGAGAACUCAAAGAUGAAGAUGUGCAUAGAGCAGAUGGCUGACAUUGCCCAUGAACUGGGAAUCUUGGUUGAUGAAGACUGUCCAGAGUGCCAGACUGCCAAGAAAAAUGCAGAUGCCAUCGCUGCAGAAAUUCAAAACACCCUUAAAUACAAAGAAGAGCAGCUUCCCCUGCAAGGACAAAUAUGGAAAGACCUGACGUGUUUAGAGAAGGAAGAAUUUCGGCUUCGAAAAGUUGGGUCUGAAGACAUAGAAAAAUACAAAAGUGAUCUUCAGCUACAGAAGGAAAAACUUCGGGAAAAACAGAACUCUUAUGACAUUUCAAAUCCAAUGACAUGUUUCAUCAAUGCAAUAUCAAGCCCAGGGACAGAGAGAUGUUAUUUCCUGAAGUGGAUUCGAAUUAAUCUUGAUAACCUGUCUCGAGACAAAAUGUCUUUCCUCAGGGAACAGUACAAAGAAAAAUCCAAGAAUUCUGAGAACAAAAAUGUGCUUAAAGACAUUGACAGAGAACUUUCCAACAGCUCACUGGGGACUGAACACUUCUUCCGUGAAAUGGGUCAGAUCUAUGAAGCUUCAGUUUCCCUUCCAGAAACAGACCCAUCACGUCAACAGUUACAGCAUCUGCCCAAACUCUGUGCCGGAUUGCUGCUGGAUGGAUUUCCCCUUGAGCUUGUAGAUGGAGAUGCUUCCAACAUACCUCUCAGAUGGGUGAGUGAUGUUCUCUCUCAGCUCCAUGACUUGGUGUCUCCCAAGAACAAGAUACUGGUAGUCACAGUUCUUGGAGUUCAGAGCACAGGAAAGUCCACUCUUCUUAACACCAUGUUUGGAGUGCAGUUUGCAGUCAGCAGUGGUCGAUGCACUCGAGGUGCUUUUAUGUUGCUCAUCAGAAUCAAUGAAGAUGUCAGAAAAGUGCUCAACUGUGACUUCAUGGUGAUCAUUGACACUGAGGGCUUAAAGUCACCAGAGCUUGCGCAACUGGAUGAUAGCCAUGAACAUGACAAUGAGCUUGCAACACUUGUCAUAGGGCUGAGUGAUAUCACCAUCAUCAAUAUUGCAAUGGAGAAUUCAACAGAAAUGAAGGACAUCCUGCAAAUAGUUGUGCACGCUUUUCUCAGGAUGAAAGAGGUGGGCAAAAAGCCGAAAUGUCAGUUUGUUCAUCAGAAUGUAUCAGAUGUUUCAGCCAAUGAGAAGAACUUAAGAGACAGGAAACUGCUCUUGCAACAGUUAAAUGAGAUGACGCAGGCAGCCGCCAAAAUGGAAAAGAAAGAGGAGAACAAGAGUUUCACGGAUGUGAUGGAGUACAGUCCAGAUACUGGGAACUGGUACAUUCCUGGACUCUGGAAUGGAAACCCACCAAUGGCACCGGUCAAUGCAGGGUACAGCGAAGCUGUAUAUGAGCUCAAGAAAAACAUCAUCCAUCUACUGGGAAAAUGUGAUUCAUCUGCUAAUGAUAUCUUGGAGUUCAAAGAGUGGAUGUCAAGCCUGUGGAAUGCAGUAAAGCAUGAAAACUUCAUCUUCAGCUUCAGAAACAGUCUAGUGGCUGAUGCAUACAUGAGGCUAUGCACAGAAUUCAACAAAUGGGAAUGGGAAUUCAGAAAAGACAUUUACAAGUGGGUUACAAAUGCUGAAACAGGAAUUUCAAAUUUCGGCACAGUUGCUGCAAAGUGUGAAAUAGCUGACAUGAAAGAUUUCAUCACGUGUUUGAAAAGUGAAGCCUCCACAGUGCUGUCUAAGUGGGAGACAGAGCUUCUUGAAAAUUUGACAAAGUACUUCAAGCAAACAGAGGGUCAUAUCUAUCUAGUAGAAGGAUACAAAGAGGACUUUGCAAACAGUGCAAAGAGCCUUCGACGAGAAAUGGAAAACUCUGUGUUUCAUCAGCUGACUGCAGCAGCAGAAAUCAAACAGGGAAUGAGAGAACUUGAUACAAUCAAGGAAAAUCACACAAAAGAAAUUGAAAAGGCAGUGUGCGCACUGAUUGAUCAAUGUCGGAAGAAGAAUGUCCAGAUGAGAGAUCAAGAGCUGGACAAGGAAUUUAAUAAGAUGUGGAAUGAAACAGUGAAGAAACUGUCCUUUUCUGAAAAAAAGGCAACAGAUGUCUUCACCAAUGUAUCCUACCACCUGAGAACAAAUCUGUCAUACAAGGGGAGUCAUGCAUCUAAAUUGUUGAGUGAAAAAAACCUGAAAGAUUGUGGCAAAAUGCCUUUCAAAUAUACAGAGGAGGGAUUCUGUAAACAAGUUAAACACCAAGUGAGCAAAUGGUUAAACUGGCAAGAUCACAUCAUGAUGGUACAAAAGAUGGCUGACAGUAUCAUAGCUUGUUGCAUUCAGUUUGUGACUGAAAUAGUCGAAAGGAAAAACAAUUACUCUGACACUUACAUCCAGGAGAUGCUACAAAUGAUUGAUGAGAGGCUGCAAAACGAUCAGGAUGUAAAGACAGGCAUUGAAUUUGAAGUUUCUCUAAAACAACACAUCUGUGGAGUUGCAGCCAGAAAAUUUCAGAAAAUGCACGAAGACUUCUUACAUGUGAAUGAUCCUUACAGAUGUCUGGAUCAAAACAAAGGGAAGUUUUGUGCUGAUUUUAAAGAUGUGUUUCAUAAACGAGACCAGUGCCAGAAGAAAGCAGAGGAAUUCACCAGCCAAUGCUUGAAGCCUGCAGUCGAGGACUUCAUCAACCGUUCCCUGGGUCCUGAUAUCAUUGGUGAGAUGCUGACACAACAACAGUUCAGCACAAGAAUAUUCUUCCAGUAUUCAGUUUUACUGGAUUUGCUUACAAAGGAUAAUUUUGAAAACUAUUUGAGCUACAUUUGCUCAUAUGAGGAAUAUGUGAAGAAGUGGACACUCGACCAGAUAGUGACUCACUUCUCAAAUGGUUCUAAGAUUUCUGAGUUUGAGGAUCGUCAUAUUCAGUCAAGUAUCAGGAGCAUAAAUGAUGCUAUCAACAAGGCCAAAAUGAUAAAGAGUGGCAACUUGAAGACAUUUGUCGAUCAUGUGUGUCAGGAACUUGGAGAUAAACUGGUAAUUUCCCAGGAUGCUCUUAAUGCUUUCAUGAUUCUGAACAACGCGAACCAGGAACAGUUUGCUGACUGGUUAACAGAGUGUGUAAAUGAGAUGGGAAAAACUCUUAGAGAAGAGUUCAAAAAAUCAAACAUCCAGAAGAAACUGAAGCAUCUUCAUUUAAAGCCUCAGAAUGAGAUUUUCACCAGACUGAUUGGAUGUGGUAAACAGUGUCCGUUUUGCAAAGCUCCAUGUGAGGCAGGAGGAAAUGCCCAUACUGAGCACUGGGCUUCGAUUCAUCGCUCCAAUGGUCUUGGGCAAUUCAGGUUUCACCACUCAGAAAAACUUGUAACGGAUGUAUGCUCUUCUCUCGUGAUCAGUGACAGGAAAUUUCGAUGCUUUGCAACAAAUUUUGAAUGGCAUCCUUACAAGGAGUACAGUAACAUUUUUCCCACCUGGAGAAUUCCUCCUGAUGUAAGCCUCGAGGCAUCAGACUACUGGAAAUAUGUGAUGGCAACAUUCAACAAAAAGUUUGCCGAAGAAUAUCAUGCAAAGCCUGCUGAUAUUCCCUCAACCUGGAAAAGAAUUACAGAUAAGCAGGCAAAAGCCAGCCUUCAACAGUCAUUCAACAUCAAGUAAGAAGUAUGGCUGCCACUUUGUCGAAAAGAAACUGCCAAUACUGCUACAACCCUGUGAUUUUUUAGUUCAGCCAGCGAAUUACAGAUUGAGAUUAUGUUCAUACAGUAUUUGCAACUCUAAUAAAAAAAAAAAAUACUAAUCAUAAUGCAACUAACAUUUUCUUUUUAAUUUUGAGUGCGUAGAGGUAUAAGUCCCCCUGCUAUGAACAUUUUGGGUUUAAUCUGUGACAUACAGGUGAAUCACCAAAAGUAACAUAAUGUAUAUAAAAUGACAACCCAAAAUAAAUUGCCAAUACACUCACAUUUUACCAUUAAAGUUUACAACAGGGAUUGAAUUGAAAACCAGUGCAAACUGGUCACAUUUAUCCAAGAUUACAUUUCACACUUGACCUGUUUGUGAGAAAUAAUGGAUCUUCUUUAUGUUUUAUUGAUAUGUUACACUUUACAUUUUGAAACUUUGCAUGACUGUAUAUGAGACUUUAUAUGUUAAAAGCACAUGCAGAAAUGUUAACCUCUGUAUUUUGGUGUGAGCUUAGUUGUAUUUUAUUCAUUUUUAGUAUUUGAAUGGUAUACAUGAAAUCAAUAUGAUAAUAAAACAAAGAAUUAUUUUUUCAAUUUUUCACAGUCUGGAAUUAGUUAGUUUUUCUUUGGGUCUGUAAAUAAUUUGAAGCCAAAAAGUUACAAUUACAAAAUAAUUUAAGGGCCAUUUAAACCGUCAACAAGUGAUCGUGUCAACAUGUCUACAUUACUUUCAUCUGAUAACUGUCUGAAUAAAAAAACAAAAUCA
Messenger RNA from Seriola aureovittata, 6325 nucleotides. Its product is annotated as interferon-induced very large GTPase 1-like. The coding region runs from base 149 to 5539 and encodes 1796 amino acids. The transcript is spliced from 6 exons. NCBI's taxonomy places the organism in Eukaryota, Metazoa, Chordata, Actinopteri, Carangiformes, Carangidae. The record is from RefSeq and is a predicted model, not a curated record. Gene Ontology annotation, molecular function: GTP binding; protein binding.